This is a messenger RNA of Tripterygium wilfordii, 1801 nucleotides long. Its product is annotated as sugar carrier protein C-like. Gene Ontology annotation, molecular function: monosaccharide transmembrane transporter activity. Gene Ontology annotation, biological process: monosaccharide transmembrane transport. Gene Ontology annotation, cellular component: membrane. The coding region runs from base 58 to 1614 and encodes 518 amino acids. Lineage: Eukaryota; Viridiplantae; Streptophyta; Magnoliopsida; Celastrales; Celastraceae. The record is from RefSeq and is a predicted model, not a curated record. The transcript has 4 exons.
UCAACAGUGCAGACUGCUGGGCUUUCAUUUCAUUAGUUUCUUCAACAAAGAUCGAAAAUGCCUGCAGUCGGAGUGAUUUCCAGUUCCGGCAACAACAAGGAGUAUCCCGGAAAGCUGACUCCUUUUGUGCUUGUAACAUGUGUUGUUGCAGGCAUGGGUGGUCUCAUUUUCGGAUAUGAUAUUGGAAUUUCUGGCGGGGUUACGUCCAUGGGAUCGUUUCUGAAGAAGUUCUUCCCUUCUGUAUACAUGAAACAGCAAGCGAGAUCUGGUACGAAUCAGUAUUGUCAGUAUGAUAGCGAGACACUGACUUUGUUCACAUCAUCGCUCUACUUGGCUGCCCUUAUAUCAUCGCUUGUAGCGUCAAUUAUUACGCGUAAAUUUGGACGCAAAUUGUCGAUGCUAUUUGGUGGUAUGCUCUUCUUUGUUGGUGCUCUUAUUAAUGGCCUUGCUAAGGCAGUUUGGAUGCUGAUUCUUGGUCGGAUUUUACUCGGUUUUGGUAUUGGUUUUGCUAAUCAGUCAGUGCCUCUCUACCUCUCUGAGAUGGCUCCAUACAAAUACAGAGGAGCACUCAACAUUGGCUUUCAGUUAUCAAUCACAAUUGGUAUUCUGGUAGCCAAUGUGUUGAACUAUUUCUUCGCCAUGAUCAAGGGCGGUUGGGGAUGGCGCUUGAGCUUAGGUGGUGCAAUGGUGCCUGCAAUUAUUAUCACCAUUGGAUCAUUAGUCCUCCCUGACACUCCAAACUCCGUCAUAGAACGUGGCAAGCACGCUGAGGCCAAAGAGAAACUCAAGAGAAUUCGUGGCAUCCACGACGUUGAUGAGGAGUUCAAUGACCUUAUAGCUGCAAGUGUUGCAUCAAACCAAGUGGAGAACCCUUGGGGAAACUUGUUGCAGAGGAAGUACAGACCGCACCUUACAAUAGCGAUAUUGAUUCCGUUCUUCCAACAACUCACUGGCAUCAAUGUGAUUAUGUUCUAUGCACCAGUCUUGUUCAAGACUAUUGGGUUUAAAGAUGAUGCUUCACUUAUGUCUGCUGUGAUCACUGGUUUGGUUAAUGUGGUUGCAACUAUUGUCUCGAUCUAUGGCGUCGAUAAGUGGGGUAGGAGGUUCCUUUUCUUAGAGGGUGGAACUCAGAUGCUGAUAUGCCAGGCAGUUGUCGCUGCUUGUAUCGGCGCGAAAUUUGGUGUGGAUGGGAACCCAGGAGAGUUGCCAAAAUGGUAUGCAAUAGUAGUGGUGCUAUUCAUCUGCAUCUAUGUAGCAGGAUUUGCCUGGUCUUGGGGUCCGUUGGGUUGGUUGGUGCCAAGUGAGAUUUUCCCACUCGAAAUCCGAUCUGCUGCUCAGAGCAUCAAUGUCUCUGUCAACAUGCUUUUCACAUUCAUCAUCGCGCAAAUUUUCUUAACAAUGCUCUGCCAUUUGAAGUUUGGUUUGUUCAUCUUCUUUGCUUUCUUUGUGAUGGUGAUGUCAAUCUUUAUCUACUUGUUCCUGCCUGAAACCAAGGGUAUCCCAAUUGAAGAAAUGAGUAUGGUAUGGAAGAAACAUUGGUAUUGGUCGCGUUUUGUGGACUGCGACGACAAGGAUUACGCCGAUGGAGGCCUUGAGAUGGGGAAGGGAAACUAGAGGUCCAAGAGUUUGAAGAAUUGAAGCUUCAGGCAUUAGUUCAUCUACUUGAACUUUUAGUUUCAAAAAAUUUUAGUCUACAAAAUGCACGAAGUGUUCAAGUCUCAGUUUUUUCAGUCUUUGUGGGGAAUGUGAGGUGAUAUUAUAAUUUUCAAGAUGUUCUAUCUUUUAAUGCUACUUCAUAGGA